AGCUUGCUGUUGCUGUAGUACAACAAUCCAGUCAUUCUGCUAUUUUUUUUGGAGAAGAUUACUACUGCCAACGCGAAUGGUAAGAAGAUAUUACAACUCUGUCGAUAAUGUUUCACAGCUGAAGAAAAAAAGGAUGGGCAGUGUUCUCAAUAAACAAGCUCCAGAUUUUAAUGCAUGCGAAGGCCAUGUUGGGUUGAAAAAUCAGGGGGCCACAUGUUAUCUGAACACAUUGCUUCAAACAUGGUUCAUGACACCAGAAGUCAGCGAAUGCAUUGCCAGUGUCAACUCAAAUACUGCUUUUGUAUGUGAACUGAAAAAAAUAUUCAAGGAUUUAGAAGGCAGAGAGAAAACUUGUUUGGGAACAGAUAAGUUGACCAGAAUCUUGAAAAUCAAUGUUUAUCAACAGUGUGAUAUUGAAGUAUGUUUCCGCAACAUGAUUACCAAACUGUGUACUGAAAUGGAUGAGGACCAUAACAUUCUGAAGUUUUAUCAGAUCUUUAUGGUUCAAUCCAUGAAGUGUUCAUUGUGCAGAAAUCUUGUCGAGGUUGACUUCCCCCUCCUGGAUUUACCGCUACACCUUCACUCGGCUGACUCUGCAGAUUUGGAUUUUCACACUGCUAACCUGUUCACUCCUGCAUACAUAUUCUUCCAACCAAUAGUACACAGCUAA
Messenger RNA from Pristis pectinata (smalltooth sawfish), 670 nucleotides. RefSeq names its product ubiquitin carboxyl-terminal hydrolase 7-like. The record is from RefSeq and is a predicted model, not a curated record. Gene Ontology annotation, biological process: protein deubiquitination. NCBI's taxonomy places the organism in Eukaryota, Metazoa, Chordata, Chondrichthyes, Rhinopristiformes, Pristidae. Bases 77 to 670 code for a protein of 197 amino acids. The transcript is spliced from 7 exons. Gene Ontology annotation, molecular function: cysteine-type endopeptidase activity; cysteine-type deubiquitinase activity. Gene Ontology annotation, cellular component: nucleus; cytosol.